Aethina tumida (small hive beetle) is the source of this 2126-nucleotide messenger RNA. RefSeq lists its product as uncharacterized. Lineage: Eukaryota; Metazoa; Arthropoda; Insecta; Coleoptera; Nitidulidae. The record is from RefSeq and is a predicted model, not a curated record. The transcript has 7 exons. Gene Ontology annotation, biological process: monocarboxylic acid transport. Gene Ontology annotation, molecular function: monocarboxylic acid transmembrane transporter activity. Bases 292 to 2112 code for a protein of 606 amino acids.
UGCGAACAGUCAGUUGAUGUGGAUGUAUUGUUUUUCCAAACGGACAUUAAUUUUUAUCGCAUAUUGUUGCUGCAACAGAUCACUUGUUCAAUAUUCACACCCAUUUUACUGUUUGAAUAAACAGCAGAUAAGAUAAGAAUGUCAGAUACAACGUUUCUGUGAACGGAAUAUACCUGGAAAGUGACAGUGAAAACGAAAAAUCAUCAUCAUCCACUGGUUCGUUCGGUGUAAUGUCCUAAAACUGCGAAUAUUCAGUUUACAUAUUCAGGUGACAUGUUGUGAAGUUCAACAAUGGAUUUGCCGCGAACAUCGAAUAGCAGGCGGUUAGACGUUAAUGAUGAACUUGUUAUCGACGGUGUACUAUCAACACAACCUGAAUUGGGGCCAAGCAUACCCGAUGGAGGAUAUGGAUGGAUUAUAUUUAUUGCCACACUAUUCUUCAAUAUUAUGAUCCACAGUUUGCCCGUAAGCUUUGGAGUGUAUUUGUGCUAUGCAAAAAUUUAUUUAACUGUAGAUGAUAAACGACCCUAUUUAUGGGACGAUACGUUCGUAUACGUACCGUUGUUUUUCGCGUUCAGUUGGACUUUAAUUGAACCCUUGUCUCGCAGCCUCGUUCAAAACAGCACUUGGCCUCGACUUGUUGCAACGGCAGCCACCUGCGUGACCUGCGCGGGAUUGUUGUUCGUUUGGAUCGCUAGUACGGGCAGGAAGGAAACAUGGCUCUUCAUUUUAGGCGGCUUUCUCGCCGGUGCAGGGGCUUCAUUACAACUAGCCCAGUGCGAAAUCCUAGUAGCUCAAUAUUUUAGACUGAAACUCACUUUAUUAGUACAUAUAACAAAUUCCAUUGUCGUUAUUGGAUACAUACUUACCCCAAUAAUUUUAAGAGACCAUCUACUAGAUAUGAGUCUUGGUCGCGUAAUCCUGUGGUACCAGACUAUAUUAUUGCAAGGUCUUAUUGUCUCCCUAUGUUUCAAAAAGCCUUUGUAUCUGAAAUCCAAAAAAACUCACUACAAUUACUUACAGGCCAAUCCGGAUGAUGAGGAGGACAUUUACUCAAAAGACGCCAAGGAGUUGCAAAGUAAACAAGAGAACGAGGCUGCAACAGAUUCUUCAAAAACUGAUGCAAUCCCAAGUACCAGUGGUCGCGUCAACACUAACGAAGGUUACAUGCAAAAUUGGGAAAAGUUCGAUGAUGAUAACGACGAUGAUGAAGAGGAAGUAAAAUACGAUCCCUUACGUAAUCCCUUUGCAACUGAUAAUCACUCAGAUAAAGAAGCUGACCAGAAACCAAAAUCAAAUUGGAAAACUUUCAAAAACGAAGAAAAUAAAGGUCAGCACAAUACUGUAAAUCUGCAUGACGAACUUCACUACGCUAAUGCAAACAGCAAUAUGUAUUCGUCGAACGUGCCAGUGCCUUUAUUUUCCGACCUGCCAUUAAAUAAUAAUAUAACAUACGCCUUCGAUGAUGGUGGUGCCAACGAGCACCCUGUUUCGAAUGUGUUUUCUCCAAAUGUAAAAGCAAAUCAAAGUUUUUUUUCGAAGAUGCAUCUAGAGUUGUUGAAACAACCUACGUUUUACAAGUCUCUGUUGAUGAUUACCACCACGAAAUUUUCACAAUUUGCAUUUUACACCAUGUUUCCGUCUUAUAUGUAUCAGGAAUUGAACAUGCAUUUUAGAACGUGCAUUGGCGUAUUAAGUUUCAUAUCAGUUUGUCCAUUAGUGUUCUCUUUUUUCACAUAUUGGAUAAACAUCGACAAGCAAAGACGACCUCUGUGUCUAUGUGUUCUUUGCUGGUUAGGUGCUUUUGGAUAUAUCUUAAUAACAGAAUCUGUAAAUAAAUAUACGUUCGAGGCAGCAGCUGCAUGUGUUGCACUGAGUAUUGCAGCUUUAAAUUUCGUGGGAAAACCAUUGAUGGGUUUGACCCAAAGGGGUGAACAAAGUAAGGAAUUAUUCUUAAUCAGUUUACUCGCCGGAUCUGCUUUCCUAAUCUUCCUUGUUUUUGAUAUACGUCUUAGAGUGUUCUUCCGGUUCAUGGCGUUGCUUCAUUUUGCCAAUGGAUCAAUAUGGUUAUCUAAUUUUGUAUUUAAAAAAAUUAAAUUAAUUUUAUUUUAAACAGUUAAGUUGUA